Molecule: messenger RNA, 467 nt
Organism: Saprolegnia parasitica CBS 223.65
Lineage: Eukaryota; Oomycota; Saprolegniomycetes; Saprolegniales; Saprolegniaceae
Exons: 2
Coding region: 15-422 (135 amino acids)
Source: RefSeq, a predicted model, not a curated record
GCGUCAUCGCGAGCAUGGCGGACGAAGCCGAAGUCGAGUCGUUCGGGCCGCCCGAGCCCGUCGCGCCGUGGAACUGGUCCAGCAUCCCGGACUACGGUCCCGUGCAGCAGUUCCAGCACGUCGCCGCCUUCCUCCUCAUUGGCGUCAGCAUGACGCUCGUGUACGAGUACACCACGUACUUUGACCAAGUCUCGCGCGAGUUUGCUUACCCGCUCAUCUGGUUGGCCAUCUUCUUUCGGCUCCUCGCGCACCUCUCGCCGCGCGAGCUCAGCGAAGAGGACGAGAUCGCGGCCCGCGAAAAGGCCGAGCAGAUCGCGUUCAAGAAGCGCCUCGCCGCGCUCGCCAGCGAAGACGACGAGAACGACGACGAGACGGCGCCAACGACUGCCGAUGACGCUUUGCACGCCAAGAAGCAGCAAUAAUUCCUGCCAUCCGAUCACACAUAUAUCGAUUGCUGCAUUCUUGUC